UCCCUCGUCCACAUCAUUGCAGCUCGUAACACUCCACCCUUCGUCUCGGGUCUACUCCUCUAGCCAGCUCCUUCGCCGGCGAGGAGAGGCGACAGGCGAGGCCCAGCUCACCUCAUCUAGUCAUCUUCCCCGUCUAUAUAAGCGCGCGCGCGCCCGCCUCUCUCCUCACUUAAGGCACGCCGAGUGUUAGCUACAGAGAGAGAGAGAGAGAGAGGGAGAGUGAGGGCAGCGGCAAGUGCAAGCAUCAAUUAAGGUCAGGCAGGGCAGAGCGAGGAAGCCGUAAGCAAGAAGAGAUAGUUAAGGGUCCAAGAGAGGGAGACAAGCAGCUCCUUUAGUAGAUGGCAAUGAGGUCGAGGGGGCUGCGGCUGCGGUCGCGGCGGCAGAGCGUGCUUGUCGCCGCGGCCGUCGUCCUCGGCGUGUUGCUGCUGGCGACGGCGGCGCCGCGCGCGGCGGCGGCGGGGCUGAGCCGGAACUACUACGCGAAGACGUGCCCCAACGUGGAGACCCUGGUCCGCGGCGCCGUGGCCCAGAAGCUGCAGGAGACCUUCAACGCCGCGCCCGGCACCCUCCGCCUCUUCUUCCACGACUGCUUCGUCAGGGGGUGCGACGCUUCGGUGCUCAUCUCCGGGCCGGGCGACGAGCACAGCGCGGGCGCGGACACGACGUUGUCGCCGGACGCGCUGGACCUCAUCACCCGCGCCAAGGCCGCCGUGGACGCCGUCGCCGGCUGCUCCAACAAGGUCUCCUGCGCCGACAUCCUCGCGCUCGCCACCCGCGACGUCGUCCAGCAGGCGGGAGGGCCGUUCUACCCGGUGGAGCUGGGGCGGCUGGACGGCAAGGUGGGGACGCGCGCCGUGGUGAAGCACAGCCUCCCCGGCGCCGGCUUCUCCCUGGACCAGCUCAACAAGCUCUUCGCCGCCAACGGCCUCACCCAGACCGACAUGAUCGCCCUCUCAGGGGGGCACACGAUCGGGGUGACGCACUGCGACAAGUUCGUGCGGCGGCUGUACACGUUCAAGGGGGCGCGGCCGCAGUACAGCCCGCCGAUGAACCUGGCCUUCCUGCGGCAGAUGCGGGGGACGUGCCCGCUCAACUACAGCCCCACCACGGUGGCCAUGCUGGACGCCGUCACGCCCAACAAGUUCGACAACGGCUACUACCAGACGCUGCAGCAGCAGAAGGGCCUGCUGUCGUCGGACCAGGUGCUCUUCGCCGACCGCCGCUCCCGGGCCACCGUCAACCACUUCGCCGCCAACCAGACCGCCUUCUUCGACGCCUUCGUCGCCGCCAUGGCCAAGCUCGGCCGCAUCGGGGUCAAGACCGCCGGCUCCGACGCCGAGAUCCGCCGGGUCUGCACCAAGGUCAACUAAUGUUGCUUAGCUCUAGCUGCCGUGGUAGCAUCACACGUACAUUCAGUAGAGAGGGUAAAUGGAUGGAUGGGCCAAUCAAUCAAUUCUGUCAUGUGUCUCUCCUCUUCUCCCUGCCCAUGCUCGCCCCAUAUGCUCACACAAGUCAUAUUGUCAUAGCCGAUUUGUUCAAGCCCGAUUCUUUUCUUCACCAUGUAAUAAAGCAUAUAAAUGCCGUGGGAUAGGAGGCACAGUUACAUCCAUGUAAAUGUUACGAUUGGUCCAGUUAAUCAACAAGUAUACUAUCCCAUAUGAAUGAAUGGAGUUAUUUUUUGAAA
Triticum aestivum (bread wheat) is the source of this 1684-nucleotide messenger RNA. RefSeq names its product peroxidase 16. The coding region runs from base 339 to 1370 and encodes 343 amino acids. Gene Ontology annotation, molecular function: heme binding; peroxidase activity. The transcript has 4 exons. The record is from RefSeq and is a predicted model, not a curated record. Lineage: Eukaryota; Viridiplantae; Streptophyta; Magnoliopsida; Poales; Poaceae. Gene Ontology annotation, biological process: hydrogen peroxide catabolic process; response to oxidative stress.